Messenger RNA from Cololabis saira (Pacific saury), 1899 nucleotides. RefSeq names its product guanine nucleotide binding protein (G protein), beta polypeptide 3b (gene gnb3b). Gene Ontology annotation, biological process: G protein-coupled receptor signaling pathway. Gene Ontology annotation, molecular function: signaling receptor complex adaptor activity; protein binding. Gene Ontology annotation, cellular component: heterotrimeric G-protein complex; cytoplasm. Lineage: Eukaryota; Metazoa; Chordata; Actinopteri; Beloniformes; Belonidae. The record is from RefSeq and is a predicted model, not a curated record. The coding region runs from base 313 to 1341 and encodes 342 amino acids. The transcript is spliced from 9 exons.
GCUUUAUCCCUUCAUCCCUUAUCUCCUUCAUCCUCUCCAAUCCUCAUCUGCUGUUGGAGUUUUUCACAAGUUAAGCUACGCCGGCAGUCUAGCAGGAGGAGAGCAAUCGGAGGAGCCAGCGAGCAGGUCGUGCAACCUGGGAUUGUGGGAUCUAAAGCAGCUCGGACUGGGAACGCAGAGCCGGAAGUUGUCUGGGACCAGGAGCUGCCCGGGUUUGCAGGGGAAGACGCGGGUCCUCGUUGUGUGUGGAAUAGUCUCUGCGGCUUCAGAGUGAGAUUUUUCUGUCAGUAACAUCCCCUCACAACUGUUGCCAUGGCAGCUGAGAAAGCUGAAAUGGAUGCACUGAAAAAGGAGUGCGACGGCCUCCGUACACAGAUUGAGGCCGCUCGCAAGGCUGUGAAUGACGGCGACAUGAAAUCGGCAUCAGGUGGCACCGCCUCGGUGGGUAGAGUCCAACUGAAGCUCAGGAAGACGCUCAAGGGUCACCUGGCCAAAAUCUACGCCAUGCACUGGUCGGCAGACUCCAGGUCAAUGGUGAGUGCGUCUCAGGAUGGCAAGCUGCUGGUCUGGGACACCUUCACAGGAAACAAGAUGAAUGCCGUCCCACUAAAGUCUGCGUGGGUGAUGAGCGUGGCCUUCGCCCCGUCGGGGAACCUGCUGGCCAGCGGCGGGCUGGACAACAUGUGCACCGUCUACAACAUCAAGGCUGCCAGCCCCAAGACUCUCAGGGAGCUGGACGCGCACACAGGUUACCUGUCCUGCUGCCGUUUCCUUAGUGAUACUGAGAUUCUGACGGCUUCCGGUGACACCACUUGCUGUCUGUGGGACCUGGAGACCGGCAAGCAGAAGAUCAUUUUCACCAACCACAUCGGGGACUGCAUGUCGCUGGCUCUCUCCGAGGACCAGAACACCUUCAUCUCCGGAGCCUGCGACUCUCUGGCCAAGCUGUGGGACCUGAGGGAAGGGACCUGCAAGCAGACCUUCUCCGGCCACACCAGCGACAUCAACGCCAUCAGCUUCUUCCCCAGUGGAAACGCCAUCAUCACGGGCUCUGACGACUGCUCCUGCAAGAUGUACGACCUGCGUGCCGACCAGGAGGUCGUGGACUACACGGACAGCAGCCUGAACGCCGGCGUCACAUCCCUGGCUCUCUCCAACUCGGGCCGCCUUAUCUUUGCAGGGUACGACGACUUCAACUGCCACAUCUGGGAUUCACUGAAGGGGGAGAAAGUCGGCGUUCUCUCCGGCCACGACAACAGGGUGAGCUGCACCGGCGUCCCGGGCGACGGCAUGGGCGUCUGCACGGGAUCCUGGGACAGUUUCCUCAAACUGUGGAACUGAGGCCCCGCAGCAGAGGAGUCCGACUUCAGGGGAAAAAGGGAGGAGGGGGAGGAGGAGGAGAAGAGGACAAAGGGGCGAAAUGAGGAGAAGAAACGGAAUAACAGAAAAGUAAAGAAAGGAAAGGAUCUGCGAGAACCUUAUUUUUCCAUCUUCCUCUCUUCUUCCUUGCGUGCAAAACACGAGCAUCUGCAAAUGAGCCAAAUUGUACUAAUGGCGUGAGGUAAACAGUGCUGAAUGCAUCCUGCAGCGUGAACACGAGAGCUUUAUCAUUGCUGAGACUAUUUAAAUACAAAAAUACAUUUUUAAAUAUAAUGGUAAUUAUUAAAAGGGACAACAGAGCAGAUUAAACGCUCUUAUUAAGAUCCUUAAAUACAUAUAGAAAAGGAGAUGCACACAUAUUGAAAAAAAGGAUGAUAGAAUUACAUCUUUUGUCUUUAAGAUCUUUGACGUGUAAAAGAGAUCUGCACUGCAAAAAUUCAAAAUAUUACCAGGAAUAUUUGUCUUAUUUCUAGUUAAAAUGUCUCAUUUUUAGUCAAAAAAAUCUCAUUACACUUAAAA